CAAAUCAUAAACAACGUCAUGCCGGUUAUCUUGCUUGAUAAUUCUAAUCAUCCAUGAAAAUCAUCCUCGAUAUCUUUAUGGUAAAUCUAAAGUUUACUUAAAUGUACAAGUUAAGCGAUUUUAGCACUACGAAGGACCCUUCAGAGUCCGGAAACGUUACUUUCAUUGAAAUUUUAACUCGAAUAUGGCGCGAUAUUCAUGAACAAAGUGACGUAUUUCGAUACAAAAUAAAUAAAAUCCAGGAAAAAGUUAUCGAUGGAAAUUAUUUAUUACAUCUAAAUCCUGACAGAAGUUCAAAACGGAGAACUCCUGAACAAAUAGACAAUAUUGUUCAACCAUUUGAUGGAGAAAAAUUUAAUUUUACAAAGACAUCUUCUCAAGAAAUAAUUUUCAAGUUAUGUGAAGAUGGGGACACACAUGUUCUAUUUGUCAAUGUAAGCCCGAUAUCUCGAUAUCAUUCUUUGCUGUGCCCGUCAUUAGAGAAAUGUCUACCACAGGUUGUCACAGAAGACAGUCUGCUGCUGGUCUUGAAGAUCAUGUUUGUAGCUGCGCAUCGAGACCUGAGGAUUGGCUUCAACAGUCUGUGUGCCCUAGCUUCUGUGAAUCACUUGCAUUACCACUUGUUUUUGGAGAAGAAUGACCUGCCUAUAGAAACUGCUACCUGCAAACAUUUGCACAAAAAUGUAUACUAUCUUACAGAUUAUCCUAUCCAGGGAUUCUGUUUCGAAGUAUCAGAGAGUAACGCAUCAACAAUCGCACGAGAAUCCUACAACAUAAUGGCAUAUUUCUUGAAGAACUCAAUAGCUCAUAACAUAUUUAUAACAAGAGGAAUGAGUGUCUCUGGUUCUCUGGAAGAGGCAGUGAGGAUCAUAGUCUGGCCAAGAAAAACCAGUGCUGGAGCUAAACAGCUGGCAGCAUUCAAUGUUGCCGUCUGUGAAAUGAGUGGAUGGUUUCCUGUUUUUAGUGAAUUCGAUUAUGAAACCUUGGGAAGGGAAAAUCUGGAAGCAGAACUGAUAAAAUGGAGAAUAGAUGAUUUUGGAAGAUUAUGUGAUGAAAUAAAACAAAUUAUUAUAUAAAGUUA
Plodia interpunctella (Indianmeal moth) is the source of this 1081-nucleotide messenger RNA. RefSeq lists its product as uncharacterized. Gene Ontology annotation, cellular component: cytoplasm. Gene Ontology annotation, biological process: glucose metabolic process. The record is from RefSeq and is a predicted model, not a curated record. Lineage: Eukaryota; Metazoa; Arthropoda; Insecta; Lepidoptera; Pyralidae. The coding region runs from base 102 to 1076 and encodes 324 amino acids. Gene Ontology annotation, molecular function: GDP-D-glucose phosphorylase activity. The transcript has 6 exons.